CAAGGCCCCAUCACUUGCAAGCUCUUGGUGUUGCUGUGCCCUGCAGAAAUGGCCGUCAUCGUCGUGGCGCCCAUGGCGGCGGCUGCAGCGCCACUGACAAUGGCGUUCUUGCUGCUGAUGCACGCCAUGAGCGUGUCCCGUGGCCAGCUCCAGGUCGGGUUCUACUCCGACUCCUGCCCCGACGCCGAGGACAUCGUCACCGCCGCCGUCCAGGACGCCGCCGGCUCCGACCCCACCGUCCUCCCCGCGCUGCUACGCCUCCAGUUCCACGACUGCUUCGUCCGGGGGUGCGACGCGUCGGUGCUGAUCCGGAGCGCGCGGAACGACGCGGAGGUGAACAACAACAAGCACCAGGGGCUGCGGGGGCAGGACGUCGUCGACGCCGCCAAGGCGGAGCUCGAGGACCAGUGCCCCGGCGUCGUCUCCUGCGCCGACAUCAUCGCCCUCGCCGCGCGCGACGCCAUCGCCAUGACGGGCGGGCCGUCGUUCGACGUGCCGACGGGGCGGCGCGACGGGCUGAUCUCCAACCUCCGCGACGCCGACGUGCUGCCGGACGUCGUCGACUCCAUCCAGGUGCUCCGCUCCAGGUUCGCCGCCAGCGGCCUCAACGACCGCGACCUCGUCCUCCUCACAGCGGCGCACACCAUCGGCACAACGGCGUGCUUCUUCGUCAAGGACCGGCUGUACAACUACCGGCUGCGCGGCGGCGGCGUCGGGUCGGACCCGUCCAUCCCGCCGGCGUUCCUCUCGGAGCUCAAGGCGCGGUGCGCCCCCGGCGACUUCAACACGCGGGUGGCGCUGGACCGCGGCAGCGAGCGCGACUUCGACCUCUCCAUCCUCCGCAACAUCCGGUCGGGCCUCGCCGUCAUCGCCUCCGACGCCGCGCUCGACGCCAGCAACGCCACCCGCGGCCUCGUCACCGCCUACCUCGGCGCGGCCUCGCCCAGGUUCGCGCAGGACUUCGUCGCCGCCAUGGUCAAGAUGGGCACCAUCGGCGCCCUCACCGGCGACGACGGCGAGGUCAGGGACGUCUGCUCCCAGUUCAACACCGACUGAUCCGAUCACUCCCCCCCCCCCCCCCCCACACACUGUACAUUACAUCCAUUUCCUCUUCACAAAUUAAGCUCAAAUCAAUUUUCAAGAAUUCAACAAAAAUUGACACACUACACUACACAUUCAAGAAUUCUAAUUACAAAUUCGGCAGAAUUCGAGUGAUUAAGCUUGAAAUAUAUAUGCAAUGCGACUGUGUGCGGAUUAAUUGGUGUUUUGAAGGGCAUUAAUCUCGAGUGUUAAUUCGGGUUGUUGAGCUAUCUGAUACAGUGAUUAUAUAUAUGUACCCUCGUGCACUGAUGCACACCAUCAAUUGCUGUCAAGAACAGUUGGAACUUUUAACAAAAUGUCAGUGAUAUUC
This is a messenger RNA of Oryza brachyantha (malo sina), 1411 nucleotides long. RefSeq names its product peroxidase 43. Gene Ontology annotation, molecular function: heme binding; peroxidase activity. Lineage: Eukaryota; Viridiplantae; Streptophyta; Magnoliopsida; Poales; Poaceae. The record is from RefSeq and is a predicted model, not a curated record. Bases 49 to 1056 code for a protein of 335 amino acids. Gene Ontology annotation, biological process: hydrogen peroxide catabolic process; response to oxidative stress. The transcript is spliced from 4 exons.